Molecule: messenger RNA, 765 nt
Organism: Aureobasidium musti
Lineage: Eukaryota; Fungi; Ascomycota; Dothideomycetes; Dothideales; Saccotheciaceae
Source: the annotation of a GenBank genome assembly
AUGAAUUGCGGCGGUCAUCCUUCCCUUUCCAAAGUCGUCAAUGCUGGAUGGGCGAAAUCAGGAUUCAUGCCUACAGCAAUCUACAGCAAUUGUUCUGCCAAGCAUGUUGGCAUGCUAGCUGCCGCGAAGGCUCUUGGUGUCGGCACGAAGGAUUACAAUGACCCAUCGCAUACUGUUCAAUUGAGGAUCAAACAGGUACAUGAGCAGCUCGCUGAUCUAAAACCUGAGGAGAUUCGCUGGGUCAUCGAUGGGUGCAAUGCGCCUUCACCAGCACUACCUCUGAACAGUAUGGCAUUGAUGUACGCGAAACUCGCACAUGCCGCGGACGAACAAGACAACGUCUUCAACGAUUCCACUUCUGGACCAUCGAUACGAAAUCAAGCACGGAUUUAUCACGCAAUGAUAACACACCCAGACAUGAUUGCUGGAGACUCUCGUUUCUGUACCGACUUCAUGCGUCUCUUCUCCGGAGCUUUGGUGGGCAAGCUAGGCGCAGAAGGCUGCUAUGGCGUUGGCAUUCGAGAUUGCCAGGCUACAAGACGUCUGGNNGGAGCCAAGGGUGGGCUGGGCAUCGCCGUCAAGAUCGAAGAUGGCAACAUCGACAUGCUGUAUGUGGCAUUGAUGGAGAUAUUUACUCGAUUGAAUAUUGGCACGGAGCAGAUCAGGGAUGAGUUGAAGAGAUCUUAUUGCACGAUGCCAAAGAACACUAUGGGUGUUGUGACAGGGUAUACCUCUUUCAAGAUGGACCUCAAGAAACACAACUAG